Messenger RNA from Drosophila novamexicana, 821 nucleotides. Its product is annotated as probable serine/threonine-protein kinase DDB_G0271682. The transcript has 3 exons. Lineage: Eukaryota; Metazoa; Arthropoda; Insecta; Diptera; Drosophilidae. The annotation marks the transcript as partial. The record is from RefSeq and is a predicted model, not a curated record.
ACAAUACAAACACAGGCGAAAUCAAAUUAUAAGACACAGACGUAAUAUAUGCGUGAAAAACUAGCUGGCAACAAUAACAGUUGCGUGUGUUAAGCCAAAUGUCAAGAAAAACUAGUAAAAAGCGACGUAUCAAAUAAAAAUUUAGUGUUAAGUGCUAUUAGACUAUGACUUCGGUUAUAUAUGUGGAUUUGAGCUCGGAUUCGGAGGAGGAGGGCCCACCGGAUGUCAAGCGAGCGCGUCGAGACCAGGCAAGGAUGUCCACGCCGAAAGCCCUGCCCACAAAACUGUUGCACAUACCAAAAGCAUCUCUUGCAACGCCUGCCACGGGCAUCAAAUCAACGCCAACUGCAACAACAACAGCGACAGGAACCGGAACAAUAGUAGGAACUUACAGGUCCAUGCAUAUACCCAGCGGCAUAACGGUUACCAAGCACAACAACAGUAAUGGCAAUUUCAACAUGUCCAAUGCAAAAAUCUCGCUGGAGAACAACAAUAAUAGCAACAGCAACAACAACAAUAACAAUAACAAUAACAGCAACAAUAAUAAUAACAAUAACAAUACUGUGAAUUACAAGCCAUUUAAAUUGUCGGGCGGCAACUGGUCCAAGACAAUAACUGGCACUGGCACCACAAUGGCAACAAUUACCAGUGUACCCAUCCCCCAGAUGCUGACAUCCAAAGCGGCACAGAAAACCGCCACACAACAGCACAAGGCGCCAAUGAAGCAGAAGGCGGCGACGUUGGGGCAGCAAAAAACUGCGCUACUGCAGCAGCAGAAGCUGUCAACGCCAACGUCCCUGCAGCAACAGCAGCAGCAGCAG